ACGCGUGGCCUUCAUUCAGUGAUUCUUGUAAAUCUUUAAUCUAUAAAACCUUUUUGAAAUGUUAAAGUAUACUUCAGAGAAGAGUACAGUAUGUAAACUUAUAGUUAGGGUUUACUAGUAAGUUGCAAACUAAGCUGUUACCUAUUUUAUCUUGUGUCUUUCUCCAGGUAUUGUUUUAAAAUAGAUAUUAUUGUAUUCACUUGAAAACCUGUAGCUUAGGGAAGGUCAGUGCUGGGCGAAGGUCAAACAGUGGUUUCCCUGGGGUUCACACCACGGUGAUGUGAAUUCUACGUCCUUUCUCACACACCCUACUGCCUUUCUUACAAAGUUAUGUGUGAAGAUUAGGUAGUGAUAAGUUAGUAUACAUAAACAUAAGUUAUUUUUGGCUUCUCGUGCAUUUUUAGCACAUCAAAAAAUUAGGCAACCAUAAAAUCUUUGUAAUACAUUUAGCAGAAGAGUGAGUUCUAUGUGAGUACAAUUAUAGUCUUAUUUCAGCAGAAGCUGUGAUGGCCCCAAACAACCCACGCUGUGACUUUGUCUCUUGAGAACUCGGCUUUUUCAAGCAUUACACAAUGCAGUUCUAGCCACACCCGUAGUUUCUGUUCAGUGGGAUUCUCUUCUUCUUGGUUCCAGUAAGCACCACAUUUCACAACCAAGUCUACAGUUCCUCCUGAAGCUUGUUCUUCAAUAUACAGAGGCCCCAGUCACAAUGGUGACUAAAUGGACCCGACUCUGCUCUCAAGAAGUUAACACCUCUCUGUUAAGAGCUUUAGCUGCUUUUUGCAGAGGACCCUGAUUCAGUUCUAAGCCCCCACGAUGCUUGGCUGAGGACACCUUGCAGCUACAGCUGCAAGGAAUCCAAGGUCUCUAACCUCUGUGGGCCGUGACACUCAAAUAAACACACACACACACACACACACACACACACACACACACACCAUAAACAUCAAAAGGAAGGUCUUUUAAAACUCCUUCCCGCUGCCCAUCACCCUGAGGUGCACGGUGCUACCUGCUGGUGCACUGCCAUGCGAGACCACUGCGGUACAGCUGUGUGACAGGAGUCCUCCGUACACUGAAGAGUGAGCCUGGGGAUACACUGCUGUGCAUGCAGUAGUGCGUGGUACUCCCUGGGACCAAGGAAUCACACAGCACAGAAACUGCGUGUGGCUAGAAUUAAACUGUAACUCUCCAAACAACUGUGGGUUCUCAGCAGACAGCUUCAAGACACGGGCUGUUUGAGGACUGCGAUUGCCUAUUGCUUUGAGUUUUUCUUUCUAGUAAAUCAAUAAAGUAUGGAAGUCAGAAGACAAGCUGUUCUCUCCUUCCACCAUGUGAGUUCCAGGGAUUGAACUCAAGUCGUCAGGCUUGACAGCAGAUGCCCUUAUCUCAGAUCUGUUGUCAUCCGAAGGGAUGGACGCUCCAUGGUCAGAAACCAAGCAUCAAACUGAAACACCCUGAUGUGCAGAUUGCCAAUGAUGUGGCCAUCCCAGAUGAUUUCUCAGACUUCUCCCUUGCUAAGACAAUUAGCAGGAUUGAAGGGCAGCUGGAAGAGGAUGGCUUGCCAGAAUGUGCGGAUGACGACAGUUUCUGUGGUGUUAGCAAGGACAUUGGGACAGAUGCUCAGAUCCGAUUUCUAAAGGCCAAACUCCACGUGAUGCAGGAGGAGCUGGACAGUGUGGUGUGCGAGUGCAGUACGAAGGAGGAUGAAAUUCAGGAUUUAAAGUCCAAGGUGAAAAAUUUUGAAGAAGACUGUGUGAGACAGCAGCGAACAAUUACAUCCCAACAAUCCCAAAUAGAAAAAUAUAAGACUCUUUUUGAAGAAGCAAGCAAAAAAUGUGAUGGAUUACAGCAGCAGCUGUCAUCGGUAGAAAGGGAAUUAGAAAAUAAAAAAAGAUUACAAAAACAGGCUGCUACAAGCCAAAGUGCCACAGAGGUCCGCCUGAAUCGUGCUCUAGAAGAAGCAGAAAAGUAUAAAGUGGAGCUGAGCAAACUAAGGCAGAACAACAAGGAUAUUGCAAAUGAAGACCAUCAAAAAAUUGAAGUGUUAAAAUCAGAAAAUAAGAAACUAGAAAGGCAAAAAGGAGAAUUAAUGAUUGGGUUCAAGAAGCAAUUGAAAUUAAUUGACAUUUUAAAAAGGCAGAAGAUGCAUAUUGAAGCUGCCAAGAUGCUGUCUUUCAGUGAGGAGGAGUUUAUGAAGGCUCUUGAGUGGGGCAGUUCAUGAGUGAGUGAUUUCAGUUUGAUGCUUGUUUAUGUUAGUUUGACAGCAAAUUGUAGUGUUUCUUUAUUGUUCAUAAGUAAUGAGAAUAUUUGUGAAAUAAAAGGUUCAGACAAUGACCUGUUGAAAUAAACAGUGUGUGGAAAAGGAUGUUGUAAAAUAAA
Meriones unguiculatus (Mongolian gerbil) is the source of this 2379-nucleotide messenger RNA. It is a transcript of the gene Tex9, whose product is annotated as testis expressed 9. Bases 1376 to 2221 code for a protein of 281 amino acids. The record is from RefSeq and is a predicted model, not a curated record. NCBI's taxonomy places the organism in Eukaryota, Metazoa, Chordata, Mammalia, Rodentia, Muridae. The transcript has 9 exons.